This is a messenger RNA of Pelobates cultripes (western spadefoot toad), 666 nucleotides long. NCBI's taxonomy places the organism in Eukaryota, Metazoa, Chordata, Amphibia, Anura, Pelobatidae. The record is from the annotation of a GenBank genome assembly.
AUGGACAGAGACAUAAAGGAAAUGAAAGAAAAAUUAAUCCCAGAAGUGGAAAAAGGUAAUUAUGUGGAAUCAUUAGAUAAGAUAGAGAGAAGAGUAAAAGAUCUGGAAAUCCAAGUAAAAACCUUCAAAUAUAAGAAACUCAUGAGGGAUAAGGAAGAUUAUGAUCUAGGAAGGCAAAGGAAUUGGAAAAAACAGAAAUUUAACCAUAGAAGGGAAACAAAUCGAAAACCAUCCCACAACAGUCAAUUUCAAAUAUACAGAUCAGGUAACUAUAUAAAUCGCAAUUAUAAUCAGAGAAACCCAUCACAGUCAUAUCAACAUCCACAACGUCCAAAUUCAAAAUACUGGGAUGAAUCAUCAUCUCAUAUUUCACACAAAUCCAUAGAAUCUUUUCCACCAUCCAGACCUUAUAAAUCUCCUAAGCCAAAAACCACAUUCAGAAAAGCAGAUUCACCAUCAAAAUCAUCCCAUCAGGUUCAACGUUAUCAAACAGAAGCACCUUCUUCGCCCUCUUUUUUGGGGACUUUUUUAGGGAGGAAACGGACAAGGACACCAUCGAGGGAAAAGGAAGAAACAACGAAGAUACAAAGAUCACCAGUCCAACAGAACAAAAGGACGAUAAGAGAACAAGAAAUCAGAUGGAGAGAAUCACCAUCCCCAAAAUAA